Molecule: messenger RNA, 2921 nt
Organism: Culex pipiens pallens (northern house mosquito)
Lineage: Eukaryota; Metazoa; Arthropoda; Insecta; Diptera; Culicidae
Product: putative fatty acyl-CoA reductase CG5065
Exons: 6
Coding region: 591-2714 (707 amino acids)
Biological process (GO): long-chain fatty-acyl-CoA metabolic process
Cellular component (GO): peroxisome
Molecular function (GO): alcohol-forming very long-chain fatty acyl-CoA reductase (NADP+) activity
Source: RefSeq, a predicted model, not a curated record
CAACGUGCGGGGACUUGCAAUGAGGCUUACUUGCUGCUGCUUAGUAAUGCGGGUGUUGUACUGAGGCCGUACUCAGUCGGUGCUUAUCCGUUGGACGACGCGGACGCGGGAGAUUCUUUUGCGCGGAGUGAUUCGGUUCGAUUUUUGGGAAUAGUUGUUCUGAAAGGUUGUGAUCCUUGGCAGGUUUCGAGCGUAUGCAUUUUCGGAGAAAAAGAAAAAUCAGCAACUUUUUGGAAGUGAGUGAUUCGGUUUGUGUGAAUUAACGGAAGGUGAAUGUGGUUGAGAAGGUUUCAAAACAAGUAGAACAAAACUACUUUCGAAUGCAGACUGCGUACAACCAGGGAAGACGUAUGAAAAUAUUCUAUAUAAAAAAUAUAAAAUAUUGAUGAGCCAGCAAUCUAGUGCCGCAAAUCAAGCAGAGCGGAUUGAAUCUGGAAUCGAUUUGUCAAGAGUGUUGUGUCGGAUAAUCGGUGAAUUAGAAGUUAUACAAUCCCAACGUUAAUCGAUCAACGAGUGUGACACAAUCAAUUGCAAACUGCGCUGUCCUUGGUCCACAUUCGAGCGUGUCGUACCUGAGGCGCUACAGUACGAUGGACCAACCGUCGCCUCCGCCAACCAUGCGCCGCAGCAUCCCGGAGACCUACGCGGGCCGGACGCUGUUCAUAACCGGUGCGACGGGUUUCAUGGGCAAAGUCCUGGUGGAGAAGCUGCUGCGGGACUGCCCGGAGCUCAAGUGCAUCUACCUGUUGAUCCGCACGAAGCGGGGCGUGGACGCGGCCCAGCGCAAGGACGAAUACCUGAAGCACCUGGUGUUUGACCGGAUCCGCGAGACGAACCGGGCCCAGCUGGACAAGAUCCGGCUCGUGCGUGGGGACAUCCUGGAGGACGACCUGGACAUGGCGAACGGCGAUCAGGCCGAGCUGGCGGAGAACGUCGAGGUGGUGUUCCACUGUGCGGCCAACGUGCGCUUCGACCAGGAGCUGAAACAGGCCGUCAACUACAACCUGAACGGAACGCUGCGGGUUCUGCGGCUGGCCGAACGCAUGAAGCGGCUGGUGGCGUUUGUGCACGUGUCUACGGCGUUCUGCCAGUGCAACGAAGCCGUCGUGGAGGAACGGGCGUAUCCGGCGCCCCACAGCCCGCUGGGCAUCUCCAAGCUGGCCGACCUGGUCGACAGCAAGGUGCUGGAUCUGGUGACGCCAAGCAUGCUCAACGAUUUCCCAGAUACUUACUCCUACACAAAGGCACUCACCGAAGAUCUGGUCAACGGGUUACGCGAUCGAUUACCGAUCGCCAUCGCAAGGCCUACGAUCGUCACUGCCGCGUGGAAGGAACCUGUGCCCGGGUGGAUCGAGGGAACCCACGGCCCGACCGGGCUGAUAAUUGGUUGUGGUCGAGGCGUCGUUCGUACCAUGCACUGCAAUCCAGACUACGACACUCACGUCAUGCCGGUGGAUGUAACGAUGAACGCGGUGAUAAUCCUAGGUGCGGAACGCAUCAACGCGGGUUUGGACGGGAAAGCGCUGUUCUGUAACAUUUCCUCCGAUUACGUGAAUCCAAUCGCAUGGGGAAAAUCUGUACAAGUUUGUUGGGAGAAAGUGAUUCAGAAUCCACUCUGCUUCUCCUUGUGGUAUCCGGACGGCUCGAUCAAGUCCAACUCCGUUCACCACAUGAUCUGUGCGAUCCUGUUCCAUUACUUGCCGGCCUAUCUGAUAGACUUUUUGCUUGUUGUGUUCCGGAGAGAACCAUUCCUGCUCAACAAUCUACCCAACACGUACGCCUACACCAAAGCCUUAACCGAAGAUCUCGUCAACGGGUUCCGCGAUCGGCUUCCGGUCGCGAUCGCCCGACCAACGGUGGUCAUCGCCGCCUGGAGGGAACCCAUUCCCGGCUGGAUCGAGGGAACCCACGGCCCUACCGGACUUAUGAUUGGCGGUGGUCGUGGCGUCAUCCGAACCAUGCACUGCAACCCGGAGUACGAUUCCGGCCUGAUGCCGGUGGACGUAACGAUGAACGGCGUGAUCAUCCUUGGCGCAGAACGCAUCAACACCGGGUUCCAGCAGAACACGCUGUUUUGCAACAUCGCCUCGGGUAACGUGAAUCCGAUCACGUGGGGCGACGCGCUCGAAGCUGGCCGCAAAAAGCUGUACGACAAUCCGCUCUGCUUUUCCCUGUGGUAUCCGGACGGUUCGAUCAAGUCCAACUAUUUGUACCACAUGCUCUGCGUAGUCUUGUUCCAUUAUCUGCCGGCGUACCUAAUCGAUUUCUUGCUGAUUAUACUUCGAAGGAAACCAUUCAUGAUCAAAAUCCAGAAGAAGAUCUCCCAGGGCCUGAACGUGCUCCAGUACUACACCACCAAGCAGUGGGUGUUCAACAACGACCGCAUGUGCGCCAUGUACGGCCGCCUGUCCGAGAAGGACCGGCAGACGUUCUUCUUCGACAUGAGCGCCCUGGAUUGGCCCAGCUAUUUCCGGGACUACAUCCUCGGUGUGCGGCAGUACGUCCUGAAGGAACCACCGGCGACGCUGCCCAAGGCCAGGAGGCUGCUCAGAAAAUUGUACAUCAUGGACAAAUUGGUGCAAGCGGCGAUCUACGCGUUGAUUCUGUGGCUGGUUUGGUCCUACUGGGACGUUGUGAUCGGUUCGAUUCAGUUUGUGCUCGAUAGUAGCGUCGAUGGUGUUAGGAAAACCUUUGCUCGUGGAACACGGGCUUAAUGAAUUGACUGGACUUUUUGUGCUGUAGAUUUAUUGAAAAGUAGAUACUCUUUGUUUUAUUUUGUACACUUCACGUUUUAGUAUCAAUAUUUUUUCUAUACUUGCGAUUUGAAGCACCAAAUAACGCACUUUAUACUCAAGCUGCAUAGAACUUAUGAGACACUGAAAAUAUGUACUGAAAAUCACAACGUUUUUAAUAGCAUUUUA